This is a messenger RNA of Fulvia fulva, 180 nucleotides long. RefSeq lists its product as uncharacterized. The record is from RefSeq and is a predicted model, not a curated record. The coding region runs from base 1 to 180 and encodes 59 amino acids. Lineage: Eukaryota; Fungi; Ascomycota; Dothideomycetes; Mycosphaerellales; Mycosphaerellaceae. The transcript has a single exon.
AUGCCAGAUCAGAAGCUGCUCGAGCAUGAGUAUGUGCAGCUGUACCUGAGCCGCAUUCGUGACGAUGAGGUCAAGACUCGAGCGGAGUGGUCCUGCGGCGAGCCUAUGGCGUUGUUCUCGCGGGAGCGAGGAUCUUUCGUCAAGGCAGAUGAGAAGGGUAAGGGCUGGAAUAUUGGUUGA